UCUUCCACACACUCGAGACUCGAGAGCCAGCCAGCUUCCAGCUUCCAGCUUCCAGCAGCGCACGGGCUGGGCUGAGCCUGAGAGGCACCACCACCACCACCAGGGAUAGGAUGGCGCCUACCGCCUCAUCCUUCCUCGCCGUCUUCCUGCUCGUGGCGGCGGCCGCGUCGACGCCGGCGCGGUCGUGCGCGCCGAGCGACCUACGCGCGCUGCUGAGCGUCAAGCAGGCGCUGGGCAACCCGGCGACGCUGUCGUCGUGGAGCCCGUCGUCGCCCAACUGCUGCGGGUGGGACCACCUCCGGUGCGACGACGCCGGGCGCGUGAACAACGUCUUCAUCGACGGCGCCGCCGACGUGCACGGCCAGAUCCCGUCGGCGGUGGCGGGGCUGACUGCGCUCAUGUCGCUGUCCCUGUUCCGCCUGCCGGGGCUCACGGGCGCCAUCCCGCCCUGCCUCGCGGGGCUCUCCAACCUGCAGUUCCUCACCAUCUCCCACACCAACGUGUCGGGCCCCAUCCCGGAGUCCCUGGCGCGGCUCCGCAGCCUGGACUCGGUCGACCUCUCCAGCAACAAGCUGUGCGGGCGCAUCCCGGCGUCGUUCGCCGACCUGCCCAACCUCCGGUCGCUGGACCUCCAGCACAACCAGCUGACGGGCCCCAUCCCGGCGGGGCUCGUGCAGGGGCAGUUCCGGUCGCUGAUCCUGUCCUACAACCAGCUGAGCGGGCCGAUCCCGCGCGACGACGCGCAGGACGAGAUCAACACGGUGGACCUCUCCCACAACAAGCUCACCGGCGACCCCUCCCACCUGUUCGUCUCCGGGCGGCCCAUCGGGAAGGUGGACCUGUCGUGGAACUACCUCGACUUCGACCUCAGCAAGCUGGUGUUCCCGCCGGAGCUGACGUACCUGGACCUGUCCCACAACCACAUCCGCGGCACCGUGCCGGCGUCGCUGGAGCGCCUGUCCACGCUGCAGAAGCUGGACCUCAGCUACAACAACCUGUGCGGGCCGCUCCCCAGGGGGCAUGGCGUCAUCAAGCACGGGUGCAAGCCGUUCGCGCACAACCAGUGCCGCCACGGGACCCCGCUCGCCGGCUGCCAGGACCUGUCGUGAGCGCGCCCCGCCGCCGGGCGGAUCGCUGCUCGCGUGCGUCCCCGUACGUGGCCGUGGUGUGUGGUGAGCGGAGCACGACGGUGCUCGGUGUUCUUCUUAGCUAUAGACAAGAGAGUGCGCUGCGUGGCGGCAAUGCCGAUCUCGA
Molecule: messenger RNA, 1254 nt
Organism: Panicum hallii
Lineage: Eukaryota; Viridiplantae; Streptophyta; Magnoliopsida; Poales; Poaceae
Product: polygalacturonase inhibitor 1-like
Exons: 1
Coding region: 111-1109 (332 amino acids)
Molecular function (GO): protein binding
Source: RefSeq, a predicted model, not a curated record